Poecilia reticulata (guppy) is the source of this 2559-nucleotide messenger RNA. RefSeq lists its product as uncharacterized. The record is from RefSeq and is a predicted model, not a curated record. NCBI's taxonomy places the organism in Eukaryota, Metazoa, Chordata, Actinopteri, Cyprinodontiformes, Poeciliidae.
CCAACAGAUCUCCCCUCCCCCAUAACUCCCCCACAUGGUUUCACCAAACCAGCUGCAACGGCAAUCAGCAAACACACCCGGUGGAACUGCGCAUCUGCGGUGCUCAACAUUCAAAMCCCUUCCCAGUCCAGUUCUUUUCGGAUUAGAAAAUGCCUCAUUGGAGGAAAUGCGUUCUUGGAUGCGAAGGCGACUACCCUCUUUUUACGCUUCCCAAGGAUGGCACGAUUCGUCAGAAAUGGUUGGACUUUAUUUUUGGAGACUUCCCUCCUCCGAAAAAGAACUGGUAUAUUUGUGCGAGACACUUUACUGAUGACAGCUUUCUAAACAAAGGCCUGUUUGAUAAAGGACUGAUAGGAAGGCUGUCACUAUUAGACCAUGCAAUACCAACCAGGCUUAAACCGUUUGAGUGGGGACAGGGCACAUCUGUCUCCAGAUCGGUUGGGACUUCCUGUGUAGUAGAGAUGAAGUCCCAAGGAACAUCCACAACACCACAGACUGCAGAAAUUGGUAUUCAGUGUAUGCUUCUGACUCCCACCCUAGAUGACCAGGACAGCAACGGCCCUGAAAGUGACGAGGAACCUGAGACUGAUGAGGAGGACCCGGACUGGGCACCUGGCACAGAAGAGUCUGAGGAUGAGGACUUUGACCUGGACGACGUGGCCGAAACCUGCCCAGCGGCGGAGCGUAAAUUCAUUGUCUUUGAAAGCUGUUUGAGGACGCUGUUCGCCGUGUGUGCUGUCUGUUCCGGGGCCUGCACAGUGACGAUGAAGCAGAUCAUGGGCACCAUGGUGGCUGUGAGCAGUGUCUGCAAGAGGACAGACGGACACACCAGGGUGUGGUACAGCCAGCCGGCCCACAACAGCAUGCCGGUGGGCAAUUUGAUGAUGGCGGCAGCCACAUUGUUCAGUGGGUGCUCACCAACAAUCGCCCUGAACCUUUUCCGACACAUGAGCGUUGGAAUCUACAGUUUGAAGACGUUUUUCAGUCUGCAGCGCAGCUAUUUGAUCCCUGCUAUUCAGAGGGUUUGGAACACCAAGCAGCAGGCCAUGAUUAUGAAGAAAAAGGGAACGCCACUAAGACUGGGCGGAGACGCUCGCUGCUGCUCAUCAGGGCUUACAACCAAAUAUGGCAGCUAUUCCUUGAUGGAUAUGAAUACUGGUGCGGUGCUCACCACCCAUGUAGUGGAGUGCAGUGAAGUGCAGAGCAGCGCAGCAGUGGAGUUGGAGGGCCUGAAACAGGGGCUCUGCUUCCUGGAGCAACAUGGCCUCACUGUAGCUGAACUCAUCACGGACAGACAUGUGCAGGUCUGCAAAUGGCUGAAAACGGAAAAGCCCGACAUCAAUCAGCGGUUUGACGUAUGGCAUGUUUCCAAGGGCAUCUUCAAGAAACUCGUGGCAGUGGCCAAAAGGCCAGGCUGUGCUACAGUGGGGCUGUGGGCUCAGGCUAUCUCCAACCAUCUGUGUUGGACAGCAGCCACCAGCGGCGGGGACGCAGACAUGGCUGUGCAGAAAUGGACAUCUGUGGCUCGUCACGUCUGCAACAUCCACGAGGGCCAUGGUGACAUGUUCCCGCGGUGCGAGCAUGGACAGAUGAACAGACAGUGGGUGGAGAACGGCAGCAGAGCCCAGGAAGAAAUUCAGGCGGUUGUCCUGAGCUCCAGGCUGUUGGCGGAUGUCCGCCAGCUGUCCCCUCCAGAGCAGGCGUCGUACCUGCAGUCUUUUCAUAACGUCGUCUGCUUCUUCGGAAGUAAACAUGGGCAUUUCCUUCGUUCCUCACUGGAAGCAAGACUGAUUUUGGCAGCCCUCCACUUUAACGAGAACAUGGCGAAGGAGCAGGCCAGGAAACAGGACAGGGCUCAGCGGUGGAAGGUGUCCUAUCCACAGUUUAAGGAAGGUGGCGCUGUGGUUCGGCCUGUGAAGGAGUCUGACACAUACGACUACGUCAGACACCUGAUGGAGCUUGUGUGGCAGAUGCGGCUGGAGGUUCCCUUCUAUGAAGACAUUGUAGUUACAGAAGCUUCUGUUUCUUAGCUCUGGUUGUGUGUUUCGGGUCGUUGUCUUGCAUUUGUUUCCAGGUUAGAUAAAAUUUGCUCUUUUAGUAUUGCUUGUUUUAAACUCCAUAAUUUUUCCCAUCAACUCUGACCGAUUUCCAUAACCAGGUUAAAGAAAAGCAAGCCCAAUGCAUGAUACUGCCACCACCAUGUUUUGCUCUUAGAAUGGUGUGUUCAGGGUGACACACAGCAUUAUUCAUAAAGGUCAUAAAGCUACAUUAUUGGCUCUCAUUACAUUUAAGGUAAUUUGGAUUUUAUUUAGGUUUAUUAGAGUAAUGGGGGCUGAAUACAAAUGCUGGCAAUUGUCCCCAUUAUUUUGUAGCUAAAAAAUUGCAAAUCUACUUUUAAUUUUCCCUGCGUUUCAGUUAUGCACAUAUAAAAUCAUGUUAAAUCCUAGAAAAUGCACUUAAGUUUCUAAGUAAGUAAAACCUUAUUUAUAUAUCAUCUCUCAAGACACAAAAUCACAAAGUGCUUCACAACAGUCAGCAAUGCAUAAAAAGGAAACUAAU